UAAAGUAACUGAUUACCGGAAAAAUUACUCAAAAAAGUAUUUGAUUACAGGUAACGCAAUUACUAGUAACGCGUUACGUACAAGUCUGGUCGUGGGUGAACCUCAUGUUGUCGCUCCGAACCCCAGAGGACGAAGAAGCGCUAACCACACUCUGAACCCGUGCGAUCUCGUGUCGCGUACUGACCGUGCUCGAACCUUGUUCCUUACUGUGAGCGUCAGGAAACUCUCAUUGUCCAGGUAGCAAUACAAGGAAACCAGGACAAUGCCAGCAGCAGACCACUCAACGGUUAAAGAAGAUGCGCAUCAAGGGGACAUUCGGCAACGAACUUACGGUUUCAUGAAACUGGCCAUCGGUUACAUGACACCGUUCUUUCUUAUGCCCAUCGUUUUUGUGUUUGGAACUAAUCCUGUGAAGUGUCUGUACAUCAUGGCAGUAAUGAUCAUGUUGUGGGUAUUUGAACCAGUUCCCUACCAAAUAACGUCGUUCGUGCCACUGAUCAUGGGCCCGAUGCUCAACCUGACGACGACUAAAUACCUGGCGAGAUUCUACUUUAACGAGCCGAUUGCGAAUUCCAUCGCUGGAUUAACCGUGGCCCUCAUUGCACAAAGCUGCGGCCUCAACCGUCGCAUCUCCUACAACUUGAUCCUUGUGGUUGGUCCACGAGUCAAGUGGCUCAUGCUGUCUUUCAUGUCCAUAGUUUUCUUCUUAUCAAUGUUCAUCAGCAACGUGGCAGUGACCAGCAUUAUGAUGACCGUCGUCGACACCCUUAUCUACGAGAUAUCGCAAAGCAAGCUGCGGAAGCGUAUCAAUGACCUGCUCAAGAAACGAAACAGCCAAACUGAAGAGCUGGACUUCGAUGAAGUCGUUCACAUGGAGUCCGGCAAGAGCAAGCAACUUCGGAAAACGUUCCUCCUGAGCAUCGGCUAUUCAGCAACGCUCGGAGGCAUCUCUUUCGUUACCGGGAACCGUACCAACAUCCAGGUUGUGAACUUCGUUAAUCGGAUAGCACACGAUAAAUGGCUAACGACAAUCUCGUGGAUGCUUUACUGUCUUCCUGUCGGCUUCGUGACCAUGUUACUGGGAUGGGCAUUUUUAUACACUGUCUACCUGAAAGAGUAUGAACACCAAUCCCAGUUGGAUGUCAAGGAGGUCAAAGACGUUGUCCGCGAGAAACUGGAGAACAUGCCCCGAACGCACGCCGAAGUGUUGUCUACGUUUCUGUUUGGCUUAUGUAUCUUGCUAUGGAUUACGAGAAGGCCGGUCUUCGUCGCGGGAUGGUCUGAUCUGUUAGACCUCCAAGAGAACUACGUGACAGACUCUUCCGUCGGAUUUCUGAUAGCAUUCAUAGCUUUCAUGAUUCCUGUAAAGAGCUUCAACUUUUCCCUGGAGCAUCGGCUCAUGGAGUGGAAGUUCAUACAGCGGAACAUGCCGUGGGCCAUCAUCUUCAUCAUCGGCGGCGGCUCCACGCUUACCGAGGUCAUCAAGAAAAGUACGCUCUUCGACAAAAGUAUGGAAUACGUGAAGGACGCCAACGUCGGAUUGACUCCCGGACUUCUCCUAGGCGUUCUUGCAAGUUCCUUCAUCACCGAGUUCACCAAUGCCGAAAACACCGUCUAUAGCAUACUGAACUACGCGGACACCAAGCAACGACAAAGGCCCAGCAAUCCCUUGUUCUACGCGUUGCCCAUGGGUCUUGCCAACAAUUUCGCAUUUAUCUUGCCGUCUUCAGAGGCCUGGAACGCCAUCGUGUUCGAAAUUGGUGGCCUCUCGGUAAUUGACAUGAUAGUACCUGGUCUCUUCAUGAAGACGGUCGCCCUCCUGUUGAGCAUGCUAUCAUUUUACACGACGGGCAAACUACUGUUUCAUAUAACGGACAACCUAAAUGAUUCCAACCACUCCAUGCCGUACGCCUAUACCCCAUCAAGCGUAAGAAAUAAAUUUGCUCAGAAUUAUGCGUGGCGUAGUCUCCUUUCCAAGUGUUGUAUAGUACUCUUGACAUCACAAGCAUGCGCCGGGAUGAGAUGUACCGUUUCGUUCCUGUCCUGGAAGUUUCCCGAAGAUGACUCGUGGCAAUAUUAUUGGCUAUUGCUCUACAACACCUGCAGGUCCGUCUACGUGGACAAUAUCAACCAGAGAUGA
Ornithodoros turicata is the source of this 2140-nucleotide messenger RNA. Its product is annotated as solute carrier family 13 member 4-like. Gene Ontology annotation, molecular function: citrate transmembrane transporter activity; succinate transmembrane transporter activity. Gene Ontology annotation, cellular component: membrane. The coding region runs from base 263 to 2140 and encodes 625 amino acids. Lineage: Eukaryota; Metazoa; Arthropoda; Arachnida; Ixodida; Argasidae. The transcript is spliced from 14 exons. The record is from RefSeq and is a predicted model, not a curated record. Gene Ontology annotation, biological process: transmembrane transport; citrate transport.